ACCGCAGCGAAGUAGCGUCUCCCCCGAGAUCUGGACGGCCCGGAAGCGGAGCGUCCCCCAUCACAGGCUGGAUGCAGGAUUCGGGAACCGAAGCGGAAGGGAAGGCAAGCGGGUGGCAGUUUUCUUUCAUUAUGUUUUGUGUUUCUCCUACUGAAACCAAUCAGCUUCCUAGAAACUUUAUAUGAAAUUCUGAUAAGAUUCAAAAAUGUCAACAGAUAUCAAGAAUAAUGGCUUUGAAGAUGACAGUAUAACAGAGCACAUCAUGAUAGACCAAAGCUCAUUAUCUCCUAUAGUUGCUGAAUAUGAUAAACAUCUUGGAGAAAUGAAUGAACAACUGAAAUACUGCCAGAUGCAGAUGAAAGAAAUGAGGCUAAAGCUUGAGCAAGUCAUCAAAGAAAAUGAAAGAUUGCAUGAGGAGUUAAAAGAAGCAAUUGAAAAGCAGUUGGAAGCUCUGCCAUCUGGUUCUGUUUCAAGGGAUGCUACAUUUAUGGAUGAAAACUUAGUAAGAAACCUUCAAGAACAGUUGCAACUAGCAAAUAAAGAAAAAGAACAUGUCCUAGAACUUUGGCAGAUGGUUUCACGGGAAUUGGAGCGACUUCAACAGAUAUACCAGGAACACAUGACAGAAGCACAAAUUCAUAUUGUGGAAAGGCAGAAGCAAAACAUUAAUCAUGUGUUUCUCAAAAUGGUAACGGAACAAAAUGUAGAGCUGGAACAGCUGCGCAAGCAACAAAGACAAUCCAAAUUGGACUUGAGAACCACAGCUGCAAAAGCUGAUGAAAUGAUGGGACUCAUUGAGGAUCUUCGCAGCCAAGUAAACAGAAAGGAAGAAGAGGUCCUGACUGCUCAUGAAAAAGAGGAGGCGUCAGAUAAACACUUAAAGGAAUUGCAGUCAAGCAUAAAACAGUUGGAGACAAGACUUUGUGUAGCUACAAAAGAUUCUAAACAGCUAAGAUCAGAAAGAACAAAUCUUGAAAAAAAAAUUCAAGAGCUGCAAACAAAAUGUGUGAAUAUAGAAGAAGAGAAGUAUGAUGCUGUAGCAAAAGUCCGAGACAGCAUGCAACUCAUAGAAGAAGCUAAUCUCCAGAAGAGUCAGGCAAUGCUGUCAGAGAAACAAAAAGAAAAGGAAAUUGAAACUAUGAAACAAGCCAUUUCUCAGCUGCUUCAAGAUGCUGCUUUAAGAACUAGGAAAGAAGUAGAAAACGAGAGGAAACGAUACAAUAUUCAGAUUUCACGUGUAACAGAAGAACUUACUGCACUUCAGAUGGAAUGUGGAGAAAAACAAAGCCAACUAGAGCGAGCUAUUAGAGAAAAGCAAGCAGUUGAAGAAGAACUAGAGAAGGUGUAUCGUGAAGGUAGAGGAAACGAAGCUGAUUAUAGAAAACUAGAAGAGCUUUACCAGAGAUUUCUGAAUGCUGAACGUAUAAAAGAUGAUCUCCAUCUUAGUUUGCAAACAGCACAAAACAAAAUUAAGCAACUGGAACUGAAAUGCGAAGAAGAGAAAUGCCGUUGCCAAGAAAAUAUAUGCAAACUGCAAAGUAUUCUUCAUUCUGAAAGGGAGAAAUGUGGAGCUAUAAGUGAAGAGCGCUUAAAGCUGCAACAAGGGAAUGAACAGCUUCAAAAAGAAAUGGAAAACUUGAAAAAGCUGACAAUGGAGGCACAACAUUCUGCAAAAUUAAAGAUAAGUACAAUGGAGAAUGAACAUUUACUAAAAGAACAUGGGUUUGAAAUUCAACUGAAAGAGAUGGAAGAUGUAAAUCAAAACUCAGUAACUGAACUUAGACGCCUGUUGAUGGCUCAACAAAAAGCAACAAAUCGUUGGAAGGAGGAAACAAAGAAAAUAACAGAAAUAACUGAAUCCAGAAUAAAUUGUCUAAAAACCGAGCUGAGUCGUCAAAAGCUUCACACCCAAGAAUUAUUUUAUCAACUGGAAAGAGCAAAUGAAAAGGUUAUUGAGAGCGAAAAAUUAAUGAGGGAACAUCAAGAAAAAGUCAACCGACUUCAAAAUCGACUAAAUCAGGCAGAAGAGAGAGCAACUACAGCAACUCAACAGCUCAGCGCCAUAACAUUGCAGAAGAAAAAGGCUGCCUACUUGAUAGAGCAAAAAGAAAUGUAAAAUAAUAGAUCCUUUCAUAGUGUAUAAGUACAGGUUGCCGAAAAGUACCUUUGGAGCCUUAGAAUGUAUCAUGUAAAAUAUUUUCCAGAUAAUACUUCAUUACUUUAUAAAACAAAUGUAUUUAUUCCUAUUCACAACAAACAUUAAGCAG
Messenger RNA from Thamnophis elegans (Western terrestrial garter snake), 2267 nucleotides. RefSeq names its product sodium channel and clathrin linker 1 (gene SCLT1). The record is from RefSeq and is a predicted model, not a curated record. The transcript has 20 exons. Bases 206 to 2116 code for a protein of 636 amino acids. Gene Ontology annotation, biological process: clustering of voltage-gated sodium channels; cilium assembly. NCBI's taxonomy places the organism in Eukaryota, Metazoa, Chordata, Lepidosauria, Squamata, Natricidae. Gene Ontology annotation, cellular component: centriole.